Vitis vinifera (wine grape) is the source of this 1149-nucleotide messenger RNA. RefSeq names its product pentatricopeptide repeat-containing protein At1g05670, mitochondrial. Gene Ontology annotation, molecular function: protein binding. The record is from RefSeq and is a predicted model, not a curated record. The transcript has a single exon. NCBI's taxonomy places the organism in Eukaryota, Viridiplantae, Streptophyta, Magnoliopsida, Vitales, Vitaceae. The coding region runs from base 1 to 1149 and encodes 382 amino acids.
AUGAGUCCAAAACGAAUUUCUGAAAUUAUUAAGGUGAUUAGAAGUGAUGAAAUUGAUAUGGAGGUCAAGUUGAAUUUGAUGAAUUUACGUCUGUCUGUUGCUUCAGUUACUGAGAUUUUUCGGGUUUUGAAUUUAGAAAGAUUGUCUGCUAUGCGAUUCUUUGAAUGGAUUAGUCAUUCGAGAUCAGGGUUGAGCCGUAAUUAUGAUAUCUGUAGUUUGAUUAUUGAUAACUGUGGGCGGUUGGGUGAUUAUGAGACAAUGAGAUGUCUUUUAAAAGACUUUAAUUCAAAACGUGUUUGUCUUACUAGCAAGGCAUUUGGGUUUGUGCCUGUUUUUACUUUGAGUAAGGCCUCAAUUAUGGAUUUUGUGAGGAAACUGAUAGAAGUGUUGGAUGAUGUUGGUGGCGUAUGCCGUCGUUCUGGGUUAUUUGGUUUGAUUGAAAUGUUUAGUGUUUCCGGCUCCUUCGAAAUGGCUAAGUUUGUGAUGGAGAUAACAGAGAGGAAAACAUCAUAUUAUAAUAUUUUGGUUAGGGAAAUGUGUCGGAAGUGCAAUUUUAAAGAAGCACGUGAUCUGCUUGAUGAGAUGCGGCUGUUUGGUUGUAGGCCAAAUGCUAAAACUUAUAAUUACCUACUUAGUAGUUUAUGUAAGAAUAAUCGAGAUGACGAAGCUUGCAACGUGCUUGAAGAAAUGCAGGAAGCUGGUUGUCCUCCUGAUGCUUUAACCUUUGAGAUCUUUAUAUACUACACAUACAGGCUUGGAAAGUUGGAUUUUGCAAUCAAGUUUCUUGAUCAGAUGGUAUCUAGGGGGCUUGAACCUCGGCUUACAACACAUGCUGCCUUUAUCAAAGGCUAUUUCCAUUCCAGACGAUAUGAAGAAGCAUAUGAGUAUGUUGUUGAUUCAGGUGUCACAUACAAGUGGCCAAGCAAUAUGAUUUACAGCUUGCUUGCCAGCCUUCAUCAAAGAAAUGGAAAUCUUAUCAGUGCUCAAAAGAUUCUUAUUGAGAUGAUUGAGAAGGGUCUUAAACCAAACUUUUCUGUUUAUAAGAGGGUUUUGGAACAUCUUGACAAGUCAGGUAGGGAAGAUUUGGCUGGAGAUUUAAGAAGCAGGUUCUCUAGUUUGAGUUUCCAGUCAAGUACUGAAACUGGAUGA